AAAUUGUAUAACUUGCUGGUUCACCAUUGUGGACAUUGUUCUCGUCUAUUGUAUGCUGAACCGGCGGUUGUCCGCUCGUCCGUAAUCAGUUCAUUGUUUGAUGUCUUUGUUGUUCCUUUGGCUCUAAGGUUUGAUGUCGCGGGUUGUUCACGUACUCUGACUUUGCAUGUAGAUUGUUUAGUUGUAUAAGAAUCAGUGGCAGGUUAUUUUGGGAGUGGUGCAUGCUGUGCAUUUACUUUACCGGUUUCUAGAUUGGAUAUAAACUACGCGUCGUUCGCCGACUAUCUUCUUCAGCUAUGGAAGCUGGUGGUGGUGGUGUUCUGACAGCAGAACGAAGUCCUGCACGCGCUAAUCUGCACGUUGCUUUCACUGAGAAAGGAGAAGUCAAAGAACGUAGAGAAAAAUUUUUAACAGCCAAGUAUGGUUCACAUCAAAUGUCGCUUAUCCGGAAGAGACUCGCAGUUGAAAUGUGGCUCUUUGAUGAGUUGCAGAAACUUUAUGAAACUGUGAAUGAAAAUGGGAAAUCUCGGGAGGUUGAGGUAGAUAUAGACGAGCUACUCGACAUGGACACAGAUGACCAUAGAAGAAGUUACUUACAGGAUUUGCUGGUAGAUGCAAAAAAGUCACCACACGAUGUAAAGAAAUUCAUCAACGAUUUGCUCGAGAAAGCAAAAACACUCUGAACAGCAACUGUCUCAUUUGGCAGAUGUGCUACUCAAUUUUGACACACAAGUUUGCUCACUCCCCAAAUGUGGCAUAAAUAACAUGUGAAAACCAAAGUGAAUUUUCACUAUAUGAAAAAUGCCACCAUAAUAACGAUAACAUACGGCUAUAGCGCACUGAGGGAGGAAACUGUGUCUAUUCAAGUCUACUGGAAAUACAUAUAUUAUUACCACAUGACUCGAUAUAGUUUUUUGCAAGCAUACGUUGUUUCAAUUUGAAAACAUCAAAACAUGGUUCCAAGCAUUAUCAGUAGAUAGUUUAGUAACAAAAUUUCGUGUAGUCCUCAAUGUACGAUCUACGUGCCAAUUCAAUUGCUAGUACAGAAAUUUUCUAGAUUUAAUGUUGUAGUAAAUUGGAGCACCUUAUCAAUCUUCUUUCAGGUCUAAUUUCAGUUUUAAACAGGGUAAUUUGUUUAUGUUUCUCAAAUACGAACGACAAUCGUCCAUUUGUAAUUUUGUUUUAAUUUCAACUGUAAGAAGAUUGUAUAUUCAAAUUACGUAGCUUCAGUAAUGUUAAAUGCUCACAUUACUGUUAUUAUUCACGAAUACUUGCCAGUUAAGUAGUUAAUGAUUAUAGAAUUAUGGUAAAUAAUAGAAAAGAAACGAGCCAAGAAUCCAUUUCAAUCCUAUCUUCAUGCUAUACGUUUUUUCUGAAAUAGAUACUUAUACAUAUAUACUUUACUAGAUAUAGUUGAAAUCCUUGGCAGAAAACUUAUUACAAUAUCUUGAUAUUACAGGAGAUUCGGUUAAUGAAAGUAAACAUACAAUCCGAAUCUUGUGCCAAAAUAAAGGUUGGCUUAUUCUUACCUGUUCAUAGUUUUGCCAAAAGAUAUUGUAAUUAAUGUUGUGAAUCUCUUUCAUGUUUCUACUGUAACAGCUACAAGGUAAGGGUCAUAUUCCCUAGAAGAUAGUUUAGAUUGCUAAUGCACUAUUUUAAGUAUGAUUUUUGGAAUAAAUAACAUUACUAGCACUUCCAAGAUUGGCGAGUGAAAACCCUAGAUCUGUAAAUGUCUUAUCAACUUUAUAAAUAUUUUACAAUUCAUUUUCGAUGAUUGCUUUCUUAGCUGGGUUGAAACAGGAAGAUAAAGUGGUGAUAAAUUAGUUAGGCCAGUAUCGUCAUCAAUUGUGCGUUGUUGAUUGAAAAUUGAGUCAUACAAUGUAAAUCUGCAAA
Molecule: messenger RNA, 1893 nt
Organism: Diprion similis
Lineage: Eukaryota; Metazoa; Arthropoda; Insecta; Hymenoptera; Diprionidae
Product: protein phosphatase 1 regulatory subunit 14B
Exons: 5
Coding region: 297-683 (128 amino acids)
Biological process (GO): regulation of phosphorylation
Cellular component (GO): cytoplasm
Molecular function (GO): protein serine/threonine phosphatase inhibitor activity
Source: RefSeq, a predicted model, not a curated record